UCAUUAUCAUUUCUGCGACAGAACUCCGCGUACACCAGAUUCUUCAGCGGGCGUCCGCUGUUACAUCCCUGCUGCGCGUUUCUGGCCGCCUUCAUCAUUCAUUUGCUGGCCGAUUGACUCGACACACUGCGCAUGUGCUAACACUCUAUCGAAGACCUGCCCGUCGCGCCCAGCCCAGCCAUCCCGAAAGGCGGCACCGACAACCGGGCCAACACCGCAGCCGCCGCCGCCGCCGCCGCCAGCAGCAGCAGCGACAGCAACAGCAACAGAGUCGGCGACAGCAACAGCAGGCUGAUCCGGCCUGUGAGCGCGUCCAACAUCAUCAUCGUCACUUCAGGUUCAGAUCUCGGAACGACGCCCCCUCUCACCGAUCAAGCGCACUCCGGAAGUGGCCUUUUGCGAUCCCAGACAGUACGAAGAGCUGGCGACGGCGGGACUCCUAGCCACAGCGCCAGUACGAGCUCUCAUCUUGCCUACUGCUCACCCUACCGCGCAGACGUUUCUUUGUCAUCCGAGGUUGACCCGGCAGGCUUCCAUCUCCAUCCUUGGCCGCACCAAGAGCCCGAGUACUGCCAUACUUCGCCCGCCAACCUACCCAGCAGCGCUUCGCCGUCGCUGUCCAUGAACACGCACGCAGGAGGUGCGCCGGGCAAGACUUCCUCCGACUCCGGCACCAACGCCGUCGCCCUGGAUCGCUGGUCGCAGCGUCGACUGCAGCGGUUGAACACCGAGCAGGGCUUUCGCGAGCAACGGCAGGGUGGACCGACAGUGCUCAGUCCUCCUGCCACCGCUGCCCCCGUCGAGCAGCAAAGCUACAUCCAGUCUAGCGGUGGUCCUUCACAGCACACCAACGUGAACGCUCAGCCUCAGCAACCCUUGCACCAUCAGCCGCACCCUCAGCAGCAGCAAGCUGCUUACCAGAACUCUCGCACCGCUCCAGGCCUUGUCAUACAAACACAGACCUCCACAAUCCCUCCACUCAGGUCACCUGCCUUUCAGAGCCAAGCGCAAGCGCACCAGCAGCUGCAGCAGCAGCAGCAACAACAGCAAGAAUACACGCCGCCGGAAAGCCACUCUCACUACGUUGCUGACAACGCCGAUCGCCCUGCCCUGAAUUCAGCGCGAAGCUUCUCGGCGCAGACCGACGACUCGUCUUCCAUGUCGAACAAUGGUGCUAUGGCACAGCCAAAGGCUGUGCGUAAUGGCAACAAUAGGCAGAGCGUGCACAACGACCUAAGGUCACGCGAAGGAUCACACUCUACCCAGGGAAGUCAAAUGCCUGCAUUCAGUGCGGCAGUGGUCCCUCCUAGUAGCCAAGGGCAACCUUACAAGGGCAAUGGUGGACAAACGCAGCAACAACCGCCGCAAGCGCAUCAGCAGCAGCAGCAGCACGGCGAGGUCGGCCGAGCCACUCCCCAGCCACUGUCGGUGCCGGACGAGAUGAACGACGAUGAGGUGUCACAGUUGCUGAAGGACCAUAAGGAGCUUCGGGAGAAGUAUACAAAGGUCAAGAAGUACUACUUCGAGAAAGAGGAUCAAGUCAAGCAACUGCAGAACAGCCUGGCACAUCAACGUUUAGCACAAUCACGAACAUCGCUCGACGAUAGCGAGUAUACGACACGUUUCAAUCGACUCGACGGCUUGGUGGCACAGCUGGCGUUCAGCAUACGCAAGAAUUGGAAGAGCAUACCGCAUUGGCUGGUGGGAUCGGUCAACAGAGAUGCAGUGGUGACAGGAAAACAGGAAAUGACCGCCGCUGGCAGAGCAUUCAUCUCGAACUGGCUGGUCGAUGAGGUGUUCCACAAGUACUUCCACCCAGACCUUGAGCCGGCUCUCUCCGCUCAACUCAGGAAUAUCCAGACCAACAUACGUCGGCACGCGCCGCUGGCCCAGAGUGCAGAAGAGGAGGAAUAUCUGACGUCCAAGGUUGUCAACUGGAGACUGGCAACUCUGGACGGACUUGCAGAGACCCUCCGUUCACCCCAGUGCCCGGAGAAUCGGCAACGUCUGACCGACUCCCUCAAGGACGGUCUGGUCUCUUCACUGUCGAUGCAUCUACAAGACCCACCACCAUCUGACCUCGAAGGUGGGGUGCACAUGAUUAUUGAGCUCGUGGUGAGCAUCGCCAUACAUCUCCCGCUUGAAAGUCGAGACGUUGCGAUUGAAUACUUCCAGCCCGGCCACGGAAUCAUGGGCGACCAGAUGAAGACAGAGUCCGGCAUUCCACCUCUUGUAACAUCCGUGGCAGACGAUCAGACGGAGCGCGCGAGCAUGAAGAGCGCCGCGAGCGAUGUCACAGACAUGACCGAUAGCAAUGCUGACCAGGGGUCUGGGCGAGGAGGAAAGCGAAGUAUGCUGAGCGCCAUCACAGGCAAGCCCAAGCCGAGCAAACAUGCUGGCGUAUCAUCUGGCAGCCUAGGUCGGCCAGAGAGUGCUCAAGGUAUGAAGGAAGAUCAACCACCACGGGUGCGCAUGGCAGCUGGCAUUGGCGUUUCUGUCCGAGGGCGGUCUAUACUCGUAAAGGCGCCCGUCUUCACGACGUGAGAAGCUCUGUAGCAUUCCGGCAUUAGUCAACCGCAGACAGCACAACAACUGUGGGAUAGCAUCACGGCUUCUUGGCUAUACCGCAGGACAAUCUCGCAUGCGAGAGAUGUUACGAUUCGCAUCAGCAGCGACAUCUGCCUCGAAGUAUUCGGUUCUUGACACGAGAAUCACGUUCAAGCUUGAAUAGAGCACCAGAUACCCUUUGCUUUGUUUCGCGGCAUAUUGAUAGUUGGUGCAUGGGAUGGGAUCCAGAUGAGAAGCGAAACGGCACUGACGGGAUAUCUCCACUUAUCCAAAGAGUGGAGAACUUGAUGCGAAUUGAAAAGGGAUCAAUGGUGUCCUUGCAAUGAUGGUCAAGCUAGGUAGUGACUCUUCCCUCUUUCUACUGAGGCACAGUCUGGAACGUAAGCGAUCGGUGCGGUUCUUGCGCCCCUCGGUUUACUGCGCGGGACGACCGUUGCGGCAUUAAGACGCUGCGCUGGGCAGAAAAGGGCAGCUCCUCAACGAUGAAAACAUAGCUGUGAGAAGGAAGAGCUUGAUUCGAUCGCUUUGCACAGCUUUCCCUUGAUCCUUGCGUGGGGGGCCACACGGCUACACCAUAUUGUGUGCACCCUCUUUGUCUGCUGCUGACGAGGAUCUGCGUCUUGCCCCCCAGCUGGUCACGUCUGACCCCGUUCGUUCUGUCGGGAAAAAAGCAGACGAGAAGAAUCUUUUUCGAGGCGAAUCUACAAUUUCAUCGAUACCUCCUCCUAAUGGCCUCGGUAGUACCUGUACCUGUAGUGACAGCAGCUGAAGACGGAAUUCGAGAAUUUCUCGCCACGACGUGCGGAGCGCCCUCUGCAGACGCCCACAUCUCCGCCGCGGACUUGAUCUCCUCUUGUCGUGAUGAUUAUGGUCGAGGAGGUCACAACACAGUAUUAUUUUUGCCGGUCGCGACGCAAGGCGGCUGUUCGUAUACCGUUGUUGUUGUCGUCGUCGUCAGCAGCAGCAGCAGCAGGAGCAGCAGCACGGAUCCUGGCGCAUCCCGACUCGUGCUUCAGCUGAGAAGCCUUCGAUAUGCUGUUGUGGGUGCCAUUUUACGAGACGCGGCACGAAUUUUUCCUCGGUGGGCGCCGAAGUUGAUCAGAGAUGAGAUUUUGGCGCUGGGUGGUGGUUAUUUGGGUGAUGGGGGGAUGAUGAUACAAGUUUUGGAAAUGUCUUUUGUGGGUGGGAUGAAGUUUGAUGAUGUUGUUGGUAUGGUACAUGAGAAGAUGUCUUCUUCUACUUCUUCUACUUCUUUUCCUUCUAGGCUGGGUGAAGUGGUGCUCUCCAAGUUGGAAAAUCUGCUUGGCGAUAUGGCCAGCUUCUUUGCGACUGCCUAUUACGAGGGGAUCAAACACGAGAAGAAGGAGGAGGAGGAGGAGGAGAAGGAUGAGAGCGACGAAGAGAACAGAAGAUCAUGGCAAAAGCAUAAAUGUACUGGCAUAAUCGGAUCUUCCAUCCCCCAACGACUGCAAUCCUUGGAACAACAUCUCCCUUCCCCAGAACUCCGCCACAUCGCACACAUUUCCCGUCAAUCGUAUGCGCAAGGCACAUUGGACAUGUUACCAAUCGUGCUCAACCACGGAGAUUUGUUGCCGUGCAAUCUUCUCGUGGAUCCCUCCACAUGGCAUCUCACGGGUGUGGUGGAUUGGGCUGAAGCGGAAUAUUUGCCGUUUGGAAUGACUCUCUAUGGGAUUGAGCAUCUGUUGGGUGGAUACAUGUAUCGGGAUAUGACAGAAAUGUCUCCCGGGGGAGAGGGCGGGGGCGGGAAGGAUAGUGCUAGUUUUGUGUUUUAUCAGGAAGCGAAUAUGUUGCGUGAGAUGUUCUGGAAUCAGUUACUUGGUCGGGUUCAUGUGUUUCGCAGAAGCGACAUGUGGCACGCCAUGUGCUUGUCACGUACGAUUGGGAUUCUCUUGUGGCAUGGAAUUGCGUGGGAUGGUGGGAAGAGGGACCGUGUCGUGGAUUAUCAGCGUGAUGGGGAGGAAGUGUCGUGUCUGGAGCAAAUGCUGGGAGUUACUUCUUCUUCUUCUUCGUCACAGUCGAGUAGUGGGCAGGCAGUCUGCGCUGUACAAGACGCAUUUU
Sphaerulina musiva SO2202 is the source of this 4647-nucleotide messenger RNA. RefSeq lists its product as uncharacterized. The record is from RefSeq and is a predicted model, not a curated record. Bases 622 to 2544 code for a protein of 640 amino acids. The transcript is spliced from 3 exons. NCBI's taxonomy places the organism in Eukaryota, Fungi, Ascomycota, Dothideomycetes, Mycosphaerellales, Mycosphaerellaceae.